Molecule: messenger RNA, 1780 nt
Organism: Aaosphaeria arxii CBS 175.79
Lineage: Eukaryota; Fungi; Ascomycota; Dothideomycetes; Pleosporales
Product: putative MFS quinate transporter
Exons: 3
Coding region: 152-1708 (518 amino acids)
Biological process (GO): transmembrane transport; carbohydrate transport
Cellular component (GO): membrane
Molecular function (GO): carbohydrate:proton symporter activity
Source: RefSeq, a predicted model, not a curated record
UCAAUCUCUGCCAUCCCCACAGACUGACUCCAUACCCCGGAAAAGCUGUGCCUUCAGCAUGGAGGACCCUUCGCUUUCUAUAAAGGUCACUCUCUUCCAGUCAUUUCCCCCACAGCUCUGAACAUCAACCUCUCGUACGCGCAUAGUCAACAUGGGAAGAUUCGCACCCCCCUACUACAUCCUCGCCGUAGUUGUGUUGGCAUUUGGCGGUAUUCCCAAAGGUUAUGAUGAGGGUGGUUUCAGUGCCAGUGUGACUCUGCCAGCCUUCAAAGCUGACUAUGGACUUAACAAAAAUCUCUGGGUCGGCAACGCGACAGGCCUUGCCAAUCGUACCGCGAACAUCAGUUCGUUCGGUGUGCUUGGAGCUGCCUUCGGCGCUUUGAUCGCCUACUUCCUUAACGACAAGAUUGGGAGGCUGUGGUCAUACAGACUCGCGAUUCUUGUAUGGGGUAGCGGCAUUCUCAUGCAAGUCUUUUCAUCUGGCAUCUUUGGAUUCCUCCUUUUCGCAAGAAUAUGGGGUGGCCUGGGUGCUGGUGGUCUCACUGUCAUCUCACCGCUUUUCCUGUCCGAGAUUGCCCCAACGAAGACCCGAGGAAUGAUAGUCAGCAUGUACAUGGUAGUGCUGCUAUCUGUUUUGUCCUUGGGAUUUUUCGUCAACUACGGUGUCAGCAAGCACAUGGCACAAAGCAGGACCCAAUGGCAGCUGGUGCAGGCCAUCCCAUUGAUCCCGGUUGGUGUCGCGUUCUUCGCUUCCUGGUUGAUCCCAGAGAGCCCUCGCUGGCUCGCCUCCAAGAAUCGCGAUUCGGACUGCCUCUCUGCUCUCUCCCGCUUGAGGGGUCUGUCACCCGAUGACACCGCUCUGGUGGCUGAAUUCGAGAGGACCAAGUUGGAAGCAGAUGCUCUUGUGCAGAUGGGAAGCAUUUCCAUGCUGGAGACAGCAAAGGAAUGCUUCACCGAAUCGAACCUGCGAAGCCGCUUCUUCCUUGCCGUCAUGCUCCAUACCGUGGCUCAAUGGACCGGAGGUAAUGGCAUCACGUACUACAUUUCAGACAUUUUCCAAUACGCUGGCAUCCACGGCUCCGAGACAUCGCUCAUCACUUCCGGUGCUUACGGUUUAGUCAAACUCUUCAUCACUAUGAUCUUCGCCUGGGGUCUCAUUGACAAACUUGGCCGCAGGCGCUGUAUGCUGGCAGGUUUGACUCUCCAAGGAAUCACCCACAUCUACAUGGCCAUCUACUUCGGCGCGAUUGGCCAGGGCAACAAGAGUGCGUCCGACGCUGCCAUUGCCUCCGUCUUCAUUUACGCCACCGGCUGGUCCAUUGGACUCUGCACAAUUCCCUACAUCUACGGUACCGAGAUCUUCCCCACCAAGGCUCGCAGCUUCGCGUAUGCGACGACCAUGUGUCUACAUUGGUUCUUCCAAUUUGCAGUCGUGCGAGUCACGCCUGUCAUGCUUGCUGCAUUGGAUAAGUGGGGAGCGUACGUGUUCUGGACCACGAUCUGCGCAAGCGGCAUCGUCAUCCUCGGUCUUUGGGCUCCAGAGACCAAGGGAGUCCCUCUGGAGCGCAUGCACGAGCUGUUCGACCGCCCGUGGUACAAGUGCUGGAAUGCGAAGCUCGAUUAUCGAGAUGAUUCGGACAGUGCAUACGUAGAGAAACUGGGUGAGAAGGACGUGGCGGAGCAACGACAGCGUGAAGUUGCAUCCUAAAGAUGCACUGUAUCCUUUAUCUAUCUAUAAUACAGAUCUACGGUCGUCUUCUAUUGUUGAGGGCUGAAUAAU